GUGUGAUAGAAAUUUGCAAAACAGAACCUAUGGAAGAUUUUGAGUAACGUUAAACUUUAAAGAAAAAGGAUUGUAUCCCAAGCCCUCCCCAAACUAACAGCUGUGAUGUCACGCUUGGCAUGUUUUUUGGCCAUUGGCUGUGCCUCACUCCAGCGCCUCGAGACGAUCCGUAAGAAAUGAACCUGGAUCCUGUUCCUGAAAGUUGAUGGCAAAGUUUAAAUGCCCCAAAUAUUCGGAAGCGAAGCAGAAUGCUGAGGAGAGACACAUCUCGAUCUUAUCAGGAGUUUAACGGUGAGGACUGUGCUGGGCCAGAACACUACCAGAACAAUGUUGUUUCUGAAGUGGAGCAAGAUCAAGCCAGCUGUGACCCUUCACCAGAUGAGGACAUUGUGGACAACAAUCUAAUGGCCAUUGGUUUCAACAAAGCUUGCCUGAAGAAUGUUUUCACAAUCAUCCUUGUCCUCAUUUAUUUGCUGCUCACUACGGUGGCUGUGUUCUUGGCCUACCAAACCAUUUCAGACUUUAUGGAGAAGCUCAACCAUCCAGUCAUGUCUGUUUCAUACAAAGAGGUUGAGGAGUUUACUGCACCAGGAAUAGCUUUGUAUCCUGGGAAGGCGCAGUUAUUAAGUUGCAAGCAUCAUUAUCACGACAACAUUCCACCUCUUGUUGCAUUGGACAUACUAGAGGAAAGAAACUGUAUAAAAGAGGAGGUUAUUUACCACGGGCCAUAUUCAAACCAGACACAAAAGCGGGCCAUAGUGGUCAGAGGGCCAACUGAUGUGAGGAACCGAGAACUUCUAUUCCUCCAGUUCAGUCGGAAUGAAACGGAUGAGGAUUUCAGUGCAAUCAGUUACAUGAUUUUUGCCAAAUUUAGUGACAUGCUUGAAAGCUCAGAUAAAGCUGCUUUUAUGAUGGACUGUGAAAGGAAUUACUCAAUGUGGACCUUCUCUGGAGGCUUUCGGACAUGGGUCAAAAUGUCUUUGGUCAAGACGUCAGGCAGAGGAAAUGAAUCCGUUGAAUUUAGACAGGAGUCCAAUGUGGUGAAGUACAUUGACAAGCGGCCUCCACAGGAGCAAGCCAAUGAGCUGUUCUUUGUUGUGUUUCAAUGGCGAGAUCCAUUUAUACAGCAAGUAAAAGAUAUAGUCACCGCAAACCCGUGGAACACCAUAGCCAUAUUGUGUGGCGUCUUCAUGGCUCUAUUUAAAGCAGCAGACUUUGCCAAACUCAGCAUUAAGUGGACGAUCAAAAUUCGUAAAAGACACUUAAGGGCAAAAAUGAGAGAACUGAACCAAAUAAGCUAAUUCUUUUCCGAUUCAUCUCUCAACACAGUGUUGAACACUACAACAAUUUUAUUUACGAACAUCAAACACUUUGAGCUUUCUGCAAGCUUUUUUUCAGAGCAAAGAGUCUAUUACACUUUCAUUAGAAUUGUGCUGAUGUUAUAUAGUACAUUUUGUUUUAACUGGAUAAUUUUAACUUGAUAUUGUAAAGUAACUACUUAUAGUGAACAGUGAAUGCUGAGGCAUGUGUUCUAUAGUACAAGGGCAAAGUGUAUUCAUGUGGUUGUGACACUGAAAUAUUAACUAUUUGCACCCGUUCUAUGUGAGAUUAAGCUAGUUAAAAUGAUUACUAAGACGAGAUUUUGCUGAAACAAAAAAGGCUUUUAAUGACAAGGACCUUUGGUUAUGGUGGAUUACCCAACAAUAAAUAACUACUGCAGGGCAUACAGUGACAUCAAAGUUUUGUAACGCUGGGGAUCUUGUCUUACUGCUGUUUUCUUUUUUGCUAUCAAUGUGAAUGAGAUAAGUUUUAUUAAUAUGACACAUGUUGUAUAAACCUAUACAAAUCAUAUUAAAUUAUUUCAUUGAUUUAAAAACGUUCUGAAAACAUGCAUUAUUUAACCAUGCUUACAAAACAAGUUGAACUUGUAUUUUUGCUA
This is a messenger RNA of Sinocyclocheilus rhinocerous, 1939 nucleotides long. RefSeq names its product proton activated chloride channel 1 (gene pacc1). The transcript has 8 exons. Lineage: Eukaryota; Metazoa; Chordata; Actinopteri; Cypriniformes; Cyprinidae. The record is from RefSeq and is a predicted model, not a curated record. Bases 249 to 1301 code for a protein of 350 amino acids.